Sorghum bicolor (sorghum) is the source of this 1777-nucleotide messenger RNA. RefSeq lists its product as uncharacterized. The transcript is spliced from 3 exons. The record is from RefSeq and is a predicted model, not a curated record. NCBI's taxonomy places the organism in Eukaryota, Viridiplantae, Streptophyta, Magnoliopsida, Poales, Poaceae. The coding region runs from base 168 to 1415 and encodes 415 amino acids.
GUGCCGAACACGCACUGAUCCUCGCGUCACCUCACCUUCUUCGCCGGCCGCCACGCCUCCCGUUCUCCGCUACUCCACUCUACCUACCGCAGUACCGCCCCACGCUUCAGCGCUCGGCCGCCGCCCUCCAGUCCGCACGCACGCACGCACGGCACGAGCUCGCCGCGAUGUCAUGGCUCGCUCGCUCCAUCGCCGCCACACUAUCCUCCGCCCACUCUGACGACGACGAUGAAUCCGAGUCCCCCUCCGGCGACAAGAGCCCGCCGCGCGCCUCUGACCCCACCAGCGCUGACACCGUGGAGUCCGACGAGCAGCCGGACACCCCGAGCCGCGGCGUUAAGGGCGAUAUCUCGGAGCUGACCGAGUCCCUCACCCGCCGGUUCUGGGGCGUUGCCUCCUUCCUCGCGCCACCGCCGGUUGAGGGAGAGGCGGGGGAAGAGGAGGAGGAGGAGGAGGAGGAGGAGGAGGAGGAGGAGGAGGAGGAGGAGCAUGCCGCCGCUGCGGAGGUGCCUCAGUCCCCACGGAUCGACGGGAUCCGGAGUGACCUGGCGGAGAUCGGGGGCAGGGUGAAGACCGGCAUCUCGAUGCUGUCGAACGCCGGCGCGGUGGCGGAGAUCUCCAGGAUCGCGUCGUCGUUCCUGCCAUUCGGGCCUGGGGAUCAGGGGGAGGAGGAAGAAGGCGAGGCGGUCGGUGUCACCGAGGAGGUAGUGGUGUUCGUCAGUAACAUCUCAAAGCAUCCGAAGACAUGGCUUGAUUUUCCCUUGUUUGUUGAUGACCGACACACGGAUGAUUUUGAACUGUCAGAUGCACAGUAUGGACAUGCAGUUGCUAUAGAGCGCCUUGUGCCAAGCCUGUCAUACCUCAGGACUGAGCUUUGCUCUACCAAUAUGAGUGAAGCGUGCUUCUGGAAGAUAUAUUUUGUGCUUCUCCAUUCGAAACUCAGCAAGCAAGAUGCUGAAAUUCUUUCAACACCACAAAUCCUGGAAGCAAGAGGACUAUUGCAAAGUUCACCAACGAAGAACAAGCUGUUAUCAGAAAACAGGAAUACUACAGAACCUGAAGAGAGUGAGUUGUCACCGUCAAGCAUCCAAAACAAGCACGGAGUAACUGAAGUGCCGUCAUUCCAAGAACUAAACUCUGACCAUGUGCCAAAUGUUGAGGCUGACAAGCAUCCUAUCUCAAGUGCUGAGGCAGAAAUAGUUGACAAGUCUGUAAUUCAAGAAGAGUUGGUAAUGAAAACUGAGGCCAAGAGUUUACCCACUGAGAAGUCUAACCCUCACCCUGCAGAGGAUGAUGAUGAAAAAGAAGUAGAUGAUUGGCUACAGGAUGUGGAUCAUGUGUCCAGCAAAACUGGAAACACCACUGCAGUUGGUGAGGAGGAAGAUGUAUCCUUCAGCGAUCUAGAGGAUGACUAGGGGGCUGAUAUCGUGCGAACCAGCUAUGAGCACAUUGCUAGACGGUGGCUUCAUGAAGAAGUGAAGAACACUUAGUUUCUCUGUGCCUCUGGCUUUACCACUUCACUGUCUGGUUCUUUGGUUGCAGUAGCAGAAUCACGUAACAAUGUCUCUCGCGCGUCCCAAUUCCAUGUUGUAUCUAAGCGGUCUAUCGUUUUUCUCUGUACAUAAAGUUCUAGACGCGGUUCUGCAUUUCCCGCUAUAUCGCUGUCCUUAAGAGCUGCUUUUGAUACGAGAUCCAAACGUAAUAUAAUAGUAGUAUCAUCUAUAAGCUUUCAGAUAUCAUGUAUCAAUUAGGGCAAGUACAUUGGUCUUGUUUUGUA